UGCCCUUAAACCCGGAAGAUCGCGUAGAGCACCCACGUGUGUAUUCUGCUCAUUGGAAAUUAACGAUUGUGAAUGUAAUUUUAUGCAUACCUUUAUUUUAAUGUUUGUAUUUUCAGAUGACGUCGAUAAAAGGAUGGACAUCACAUUGAUAUGAAUGGAACUACUUCCCAGGUGUUAAUAGUUCCACUGAACUUGAUCGUUCUUCUAUGCAUUUGGGGAACUGGACAAUCAGGCUACAUUUUAACAAGUAUUAGCAUCUGAAGAAGAUAGUCUUUUAAUGUAUUUGCAGUUAUUUCUCAGGUACACAUGUUCACAUUAAGUAUGUCAGGAAUUACAUUGAACUUGACCUUUAAUGCACCCAACUAUGAUGAGAGCCAACAGAAAGGCAAAGAUAAAGCCAAAUACAAAAGAUUUAUUAGGAAGAGGAACUUACUGGAGCAAAAGGGGCUACUAAAAAAAAAGCAAAAUGCAAAUAACUGUCAAAAAGGGGCAUAUAGAAACAAGCAGUGGCAUGAGAAAAACAAGCAAAAGAAGGAUUCUCAAACUUGUGCUGGGUACCACAAAUCCUCUACCUCUCAGGAAGAAUUGUCCACAAAUCCCUGCAGUUAUCCCCAAGCCCAACAUGAAAACUCUGUUUCACGGACUGUCAAGGAAUCCACAGUGCCUUCAAGUUCUGAAUCUCAAAGACAGUCCUCUUCAGCAGAUGUAGCAGAGUGGCUACAUCUGCAGGCAACAUCUGCAGGCAACCCACUGAAAUAUAUAGCCCUUGACUGUGAGAUGGUAGGCACAGGGCCCAAAGGCCAUUGCAGUGAGCUGGCCCGUUGUAGCAUAGUCUCCUAUGAUGGGGAUGUCAUUUAUGACAAGUUCAUCAAGCCUGUUAAUGCUGUCACAGAUUUUCGUACCCGCUGGAGUGGGGUAAGAUGGCAAGAUCUCCGCAAUGCGACACCCUUCAGACAAGCCCAGAGAGAAAUUUUAAAGAUUCUCUCAGGGAAUGUGGUUGUGGGUCAUGCCAUCCAGAAUGACUUGAAGGUUUUGCACUAUUCCCAUCCUGCUUUCCUUAUACGAGACACGUCGCGUAUUCCGAUCCUGAAUCGGAAAGCUGGACUGCCUGAGAAGCAAGUUGCUUCCCUGAAGAAACUCACAAAGAUUCUCUUCAACAAGGAUAUACAGGUGGAAAAGAAAGGCCACUCAUCAGUUGAAGAUGCUAAAGCCACAAUGGAGCUUUAUAAAGUAGUUCAGGUGGAGUGGGAGAGGAUUUUGGCCUCUAAACCUGGUUCCUAGAGAAAGAAAACAUCCUGGAUGAUGCCAGUUUUUUAUUUAGUGAGGCAAACAUUGUUUCUUUUAAACCAUACCUUUUUCACUGUCCUCUCAUAUAGGCAUGAACAAUCAUUUUUCUAUACCACAAGGGGGCACAGUUAAUGAGACUUUAGCAGCUGAUGUAAAAAAACUCAUGCUGUGUUCUCGUUCCAGAUUAUCAGUUUAAAGCAGUAAACUCUGCUCUUAGUCCAAGCUGUUAGUAGUCUAAUUACGAUUUCAGUUUCGGUGAUUCUUGAAUUCCAGGUCAACUGAAAUUCAAAAGAUUAAAAUAUUUAAUUAGAAUGGCCACAGAAGUCAUACACUCUCUCUCUCUCUCUCUCUCUCUCUCUCUCUCUCUCUCUCUCGCUCUCGCUUGCGCUCUCUCUCUGCUGUGGAUAGCAGGGUGAAAACACAUCUGAGAAAUUCUGCCACCCUUCCAGUUAUGUUCAUCAUUGUUCUGAUGUCAUGAAUCCUGCACCACAGCAUUAAUAAUUGAGCCCUUGCAACAAAAAACAUAUCAGUAAUUUCCCCUUUUUGUAUAAUCAGUUAUUUUAUUUUUUGAUUUUUUACAACUUUUACAUUAAAUUACAGUAAAAUGCUAAAUGCUUUAUAGACUUCAUUAAUGCGGGCAUUUACAAAUAAAACUUGAAAUAAUGCUUUAUAUUAUUGCUUUUAUUUUGUAGAAUGCAGAAAAACAGUAAAUGAACAUGUAUGAUUUUUCAUUGCAAGUGCUCAAUUAACUGCCACCCUCCCAGAUCAUCACUGAAAGAUUUUUUUUCAGUCAAGCCGUUCACUCUCAAAUUCUGUUCAUCAAACAUUAUUGUAAUUUCAUGGAUCCAAGCCGGUUAGGUACAGUAUGCUUAAUGCAUCAGGAACACCUUGCAUGAUAUAUUUUAGUAAAGAAAUUCCUUUAGCCUUGUUCCUGGACUCCUAUGCACAGUUGGACAUCUGACUUGUCUGAGUCAGCUUGUGAAAGAAUCACAGCUGGUGUGAUUUUCAGAUGGUGACCGGUAAAUGUGGUCAGAAAAUGUUUUAACACUUUUCAGCACCAAAUAGUGAAUUCUCAUUCGUCAUAGUUACUUCUGAAAAUAAUUGGUUUGUGUACUCUUCACUGUUUUCUUAAGAUUAUCCUAUUUUGUUUUUUUAUUAAAAAAAGUUGAUUUUAGAAA
This is a messenger RNA of Electrophorus electricus (electric eel), 2465 nucleotides long. It is a transcript of the gene isg20l2, whose product is annotated as interferon stimulated exonuclease gene 20-like 2. The record is from RefSeq and is a predicted model, not a curated record. NCBI's taxonomy places the organism in Eukaryota, Metazoa, Chordata, Actinopteri, Gymnotiformes, Gymnotidae. Gene Ontology annotation, cellular component: nucleus. Gene Ontology annotation, molecular function: 3'-5'-RNA exonuclease activity; nucleic acid binding.